Molecule: messenger RNA, 1564 nt
Organism: Halichondria panicea
Lineage: Eukaryota; Metazoa; Porifera; Demospongiae; Suberitida; Halichondriidae
Exons: 5
Coding region: 85-1386 (433 amino acids)
Source: RefSeq, a predicted model, not a curated record
UGUGAACAGGAAAGCUUCAUUCACUUGUCAAGAUUUUUAUCAUUCAAGCUGAUCUCUUUCAAUUCUAUUUCAUCCCAAAUCGCUAUGGCUGUCUUCUCAAAGCUGAUAAGCUCCAUCAAAAAGCAUGAAAAAACCAAGAAACCACAAACCACUUCGCAAUCAUGCAAAGUUGGUUCUUUCAAGCUCAAUGGACUGAAAAUCAAGGGAAAGCUCCUGCUGCCCCUGGUAGUUAUCCCAGACAGUCAACCAGCCAUGGCUCUAUUCAGAGCAGGAGGCUGUGAGAAGAGAAAGGGAAAAUCUGUGGCUACCUUGAAUUUUUCCAAAAAAUGGAUGUAUCUUACCACCAAGAACCAGGAACAAUCUGUAAAGAAUUGUACCACCAUCAUUAAGUUUACCUAUAAGAACAUUGUGUCUGUGGACAUCACUGAGCGAAAGAAUGAGGUGGCCAUUGUUUGCAAGAGGCCUGUUGCGAGCAACUCUUAUUGGUGUGUGUGCCUCAAGCUCAAAACUGCUAAAGGAUUCCAAAACGGCAAAAUAUCCAAGAGCAGGAAAGUUACUGGCAAAGAAGUCCAACAACUCCUACAACCUCAACUCAAAAAAACCAACUCACGGCUACCACCAGCUGUUUGUGCUCCACCAAAGGAUGAGCCUCUAGUUAGAAGAAGCUCUGUCUCAGAACUACAUGUGAGUGAGCCUAAACAAGAAGAUACAACAAGCUACAAUGGUGCUACUGUAUCGAGUGAUGAGGUAGAGCCUAUUGCUUCUCAAGAACUCGGAGAAACUAAACUGGAGCAACACAACCAGGAAUUUGAUACACUAGAGGUGUCUGAUGCUGAACAAGAGAGUGCCUCGCAAGAACUUCACGAAUCUGUAGAGGAGGAAAACAGUUGGGAAAUAUCGGAUCCUGUGUCGAUUCAUGAAUAUGCCUCCUGCCCUAACAUUUAUAUGGAACCUUGUGAAGUUGAUGGUGGGCCAACUGAGGAUGAAUGUGGGCCAAGCAAACGACAUUUAAGUCCAGAGGUGACUUUGGCUAAUGCUCUACAACUCAGCGAUGAAGCCUACUACGACAGAAAUCGCAAUCGUUCCCACACUGGAUACUUUCACUUUCAACAGACCCAGCAAACAGCUCAGCAAGCAUCAUCCUUCUCAUAUGUUCAGAGCCCCACCCCUGGCUACAACUAUACAGCUCGGUACAGUAGCACUCCUAUGAACUACUACUACAAUGGCUACGGGUACCUAACCUACCAGUGGCAGCUCCAAUACACUGUGUGCCCCCCAACUCCUGAAUCAAGCUCCAGCACUGAACUUGAUUUUGGUUUGUACCACUCUCCUGCUUUUUGCAUUGUCAGCGAACAGUACGAGACCUCACCUCACAUCUUGUGCUGACCAAAGCCAAUCUUCCAUGAACCCUCAGGAUCCUCUUGAUAUUACUAAUCAAGUAACAAGCAGCCACUAAAGACGUUAUCAGUUUUUCCUCUCAAAGAAUUUUUUGUCGCACAAUGAUUUUUUUGUAAUAUUAUAAUUGUGUGUGUGUGUGUCUAAUUUUUGUAAGUAUAAUGGUAAA